Molecule: messenger RNA, 183 nt
Organism: Gongylonema pulchrum
Lineage: Eukaryota; Metazoa; Nematoda; Chromadorea; Rhabditida; Gongylonematidae
Source: the annotation of a GenBank genome assembly
AUGUCGUUGUUCAAUCAGAUGAAGCUCAGCGUGGCGAAAGCGCUACAGUUCAGCACCGAUGGCAAUAUAUUCGAAAUCCCGGAAUGCGCUGUGCUCUCGACCACUGAUAAAAUUUCUAUCAAAGUGGCCAAUAUCACACAAAUGUACAUGCUUGCUCUUCGCAUUUCCGCUUCUCAUAAAAUC